AUGAGCGGCGUGCGUGCUCACAUCGCCAGUCGGCUGCGCAGCUCCUCGCUCUCAGCAGUACCCCCACCACAGCAUAGUUCCAACUACUCCCCCGACCUGGCCAAAAUCGCGGCUUCCGUCCUCUACCGCUCGCCGCUUCCUUCGCACGAGGGAAGGCCUGUCUUCAUCCUCAACGCCGCCGCUCUCCCAGACUCGCACGAAGCAGACUACGACUCCCUGUUGCCUUAUGUUCUUGCGCGUCUACCGGAAGAAGACGAGUUACUCAAGGGGUUCGAGUACGAGGUCGUCUUCUUUGCAGGAGAUGGUGAUGGCUCCGUGACCAGCAAGAAGCACCGGCCUGGCUGGGGCUGGUUUCUACAGGCGUACCAUGUUCUGUCCAGGGCCAUGCGAAAGAGGCUACAAAGACUAUACAUUGUGCACGAGAAAGCUUGGGUGAGGAUACUGACCGAGAUCUUCUCUACCAUUGUCAGCCCCAAGUUCAGGAGAAAGAUCUACCAUCUAUCCAACUUGACUCAGCUUGCCCACGAAAUCCAGAUCCAAAACCUCUUGAUUCCUCCUUCGACCUAUCUUGCCGACCGCCGAGUGUCAGAGCACAUUUCUGCCUUCAAUGGCAGUGGGAAGCGAGCAUUCGGUGCCCGCACUCCCUUCCCUACAGCCACUAAUGGCAAGACACGCUUUCCCCGCGUCUUGCGAGAAACAACAAGCUUCGUGCUCAUGGAGCAGAACAUCACUUCCGAGGGUCUCUUCCGUGUACCCCCACAUUCGAGGCUGCGCGACGCGUUGAAGGAGGCAUAUGAUAGGGGCCAGAAAUACAUCAUCUGGAAGGACAACAACGCAACACUUCCCCUGCCGCCAUAUCCACAUGCAGAACACCAAGAUGAGAUAUUAGCUGAGGUGGUCCCAACCGACGCAUACUCGGUCUUUAUGGCAGCAGCUAUGAUCAAAGCAUGGUACGCAUCUCUGCGCCAGCCCAUCUUCCCAACAGACUCGUAUCGAGAUCUUAAGCGACUCUAUGGGGAUAGCCAAGAAAUCCUUGAACUCGAAAAGCUCACAGAUCUAUUCUCGCCAACCUCAGAGUGGUCUUUGUUACCUGGCAUAUCCCGCGAGAUCCUAUGUAGGCAUCUCCUGCCUCUCUUGAGUGCCAUAGCCGCACGUGAAGAGGAAAACAAAAUGACGGCCGAAAACUUGGCUGUUUGUUUCGCACCAGGAUUGCUAUGUGGUCCCGAUCAGCUAGAAGACGCUAAGAUGUCUUCCAUAAUUAGGAGAAUCUUUACGCAAGCAAUUGACAUGUGGACUGAAGGGCUAAGAGAAGCAUGUGGGCAGACUGAGGAAGCUUUUUACCAGGAGCUCAAGCUACCUGGAGACGAGAACGACUGGGAAGAUCCUGCAGAUGCGAAGCGAGAUUCUGCCGAUAGCAAAGGCUCACUGGAAGAUCAGAUGAGUGGUAUAACGCUACUUGACAACGAAAAGUUACCUACCUAUCACGAGCCACAACAGACACAGAGUGAGGAAUUGCCGCCUCCGUUACCACCACGGUCUCGCGCACCGUCAGCAAAAUCCUCUGCCGAUUCUGUUCAGCGAAAACCUGCACCGCCCCUUUCAGUGCCUCCUCGCUACUCUACUGUCAUAUCGGAUGCCCCUGAAAACGUCGCCGAAUCACCUGUGACCUACGCUGCGACCACUGAUGGCUUUGCUCCACCUCGAAAUGACGACAAUCGCAUCGGUCAGCCCCCCAAGGUACCACCACGAUGGAAUGGACAGUCGGAUGAGAAGAAGUCUGGUACGAGUAAUCCAGUUCCAGUCCUUCCCAUGUCAGCAUCUAUUGGCGCACAAGAAGAUGCUUCAUUUCCCCACGUUUCUACUACUGCUACUGUUGCGCCUAGACUCAACAUUCCUAAAAGGAAAACCCUGACUUCGACGCAGAUUGACAAUGUCUCCAAGGCCGUCGUCGCGCAGGAUGAAGCUCAUAGACAACCCAUGGGCGGCAUGGCGCUUCCUGGGCUUACAGGUAAUUACUACAGCAACUCUGCUGUAAAGCGAGGUCCGUCAUCAACAUACGCAUCAAGCGAAGGUGUAGCAUCGCCUCAAAUGACCUCUCCGCAAAGCGCAGUCUCGGCACCAGCGACAGAAUCUGCUUUUCGCCGCCCAAGCAUCCCCUUCUCUGCAACAAAAAUGAACCGCAGUCCUAGCAUCAACUCACUCGCUCGACCUGUUUACCCGGUAACCCCUCAAGUUCCUAUUAUAAGCGUGCCCACAAAGGCAAGCACCCUUCCCGUUCCGGCCGCGCCGCCUCGUCUACGCACUCCGAGCCCAAGCCUUAUGCAGCGCAUGCCCAGCUUCGAGAAUUUUGCCAAAGACCAAAACAAGGGUGGUGCGGAAGCUGAAGAUGAGGCUGCAAGAGGCAGAACACUGAAGCCUAAGAAAAUGAAUCUGAAAAAGCAAUCGGUUGAAGAUCUAAGGCGGUUGUAUGAGGAGCGUGCUGGGACUGCUAGUGUUCUUGUUCAAGCUGGAAAGCAGAAAGGUGUUUGA
Molecule: messenger RNA, 2529 nt
Organism: Alternaria burnsii
Lineage: Eukaryota; Fungi; Ascomycota; Dothideomycetes; Pleosporales; Pleosporaceae
Product: transcription factor 25
Exons: 2
Coding region: 1-2529 (842 amino acids)
Biological process (GO): small GTPase-mediated signal transduction
Cellular component (GO): cytoplasm
Molecular function (GO): GTPase activator activity
Source: RefSeq, a predicted model, not a curated record